Messenger RNA from Chinchilla lanigera (long-tailed chinchilla), 1627 nucleotides. RefSeq names its product stabilizer of axonemal microtubules 1 (gene Saxo1). Gene Ontology annotation, molecular function: microtubule binding. The record is from RefSeq and is a predicted model, not a curated record. NCBI's taxonomy places the organism in Eukaryota, Metazoa, Chordata, Mammalia, Rodentia, Chinchillidae. Bases 246 to 1472 code for a protein of 408 amino acids. Gene Ontology annotation, cellular component: centriole; ciliary basal body; cytoskeleton. Gene Ontology annotation, biological process: microtubule anchoring. The transcript has 4 exons.
CGCUGCCUCCCUGAAUAGAGUGAACACUCUUCCUCCGUGCGUCAGGUGGGACUGCACAGGGGAUUCGGAGGACUGCACCGGAGGUGAGGCGGCAUCACUGUCCACAUAUUUCUACUAAGAUUUAUGAUAAGACAGAGAAACCAUGUCUUCUCUCCGAAUACACCGAGAACUACCCGGUCUACAAUUCUUACCUGCCCAGAGAGUCCUUCAAGCCCAAGUGGGAGUACCAGAGAGGGUCGAUACCGAUGGAAGGCCUGACCACAGCCAGGAGAGACUUUGCGCCUCACAAGGUGCUACCAGUGAAACUCCACCAGCCUGACCGGUACGUCCCAAGUGAAGAGAACAUGGAUUUGCUCACGACGUAUAAGCAAGAUUUCAACCCUUAUCAUGUUGGCCGCGUGGACCCCAUCAAACCUCGGGACAGUAAAUAUCCCUGUGCUGACAAGAUGGAGUGUCUGCCUACUUAUAAAGCGGAUUAUAUACCUUGGAACCAGCCAAGACAAGAGCUUGUCCGUCCGCCACACAACUACCGGCCAGCACCCAAGUUUGACAGCAGAACCACACACCAGGAUGACUACCCAAUGAAGGGCCUUGUGAACACCAGGAGCUGUAAACCUCCAGCCGUGCCAAAGCUCUGUAACAUCCCCCUGGAGGAUCUGACUAACUACAAGAUGAGCUACGUGCCCCACCCUGUGGAGAAGCGCUUUGUGCACGAGGCAGAGAAGUUUAGACCCUGCGAUAUCCCUUUUGAGAGCCUCACCACCCACAAAGAGUCCUAUCGGGGGCUGGUAGGGGAACCCGCUAAGACCCUGAAGCCUCCAGCCAGGGGCCCUGGGCUAGACAUGCCUUUCUCUAACACCACAGAGUUUCGAGAUAAGUACCAAGCCUGGCCCACGCCCCAGGUGUUCUCCAGGGCUCCGGUCACCUAUGCCCCUCCUGAAGAGAAGAUGGACUUUCUGACAACGGUCCAAUCCCACUACACCUGCCCUAAGGGCACCCCUGCUCAGUCCUGCCGGCCGGUACGCCCCAUUAGGAAGAGCAGCCGCUUUGAAAGCUCCACCACCACCAAAGAAGAUUAUAAGCAGUGGGCCAGCACACGGACAGAGCCGGUCAAGCCCGUUCCCCAGCUGGGCCGUCCCACUGAGCCCUUGGACUGCCUGACCACCACUCAGGCCUACUAUGUGCCCCACCCACCUGUCAGUACCAAGAGCUGUAAGCCCAUCUGGUCUGCCCCGCGAGGGAAUAUUCCCCUGGAGGGCCAGACCACCUAUACCAUCAGCUUUACUCCCAAAGAAAUGGGCAGGUGCCCAGCUUCAUACCCUGAGCCCCCUGGCUACGUCUUUGAGGAAGUGGAUGCUUUGGGGCACAAGAUAUACAGGCCAAUUUCCCAGACAGGCUCUGGGCAGUACGGCCAUCUUUCUGUAGGUGAUGCAGAAAACCCUAACCAGAGGGAGUUGGCAGUAUCGGCCUGACUUUAAAAAUUGUUAUUUAGAAGUUGCACAAUACUUUUAAAAGCAGAUGAUGGAGAAUUAUUCGUAGGACAGAAGAAUUCCCCGAAGUGAGGAAAAACAAACAACUUCAUCACCAAUUGUAGGACACGUAAUAAAAUGGAAAUCACUCGAGCCAA